CUGGACUGGGUGGUUGAUAAAUGUCAUUUUUUUAAAAGUUGUCCUUUCAUAGGAAGCAAUACAGUGACCUAGAGACAGCUGUAGAGUUGAUGACUAUAAAUAUUUCAUUUAACAUCUAUUUAUAGAUCUAAAUGUUAAAGGAAAUUUUCGGGCACCAUGACGCAAACUAAAGUAUUGGCUUCAAAAUGUGUGUUCAGUGUUUUUCUUUUAUACCUGACGAGCACUCGAGUAUCUGCACAAGGGACUACUACUGCCUGUGGUAGUGAGCCUACAAUAGUCAUUAAAUUCCCAGAGAGUGAUUUAAACGUCACGCUUCCAUUUACUGAUGAAUAUGUACAAAAUGUGUUAACAAAUGGACAACCCGCCAGAGUGGAUGUGAACUUUGAGCCUGGAGAUACGAUAUUAACAACUAAAUAUCCUUUUAGUGACUAUUUUGUAACUUCAUAUAAUACUGUUCAAAAAGCAUUCCAAGUUAGAAUGAUAAGAGGCAUUGACAGAGAUGGUGCAACCACUAGUACAGAAGACGAUGUCAAUAUUCUUCAGUAUCGGUUGGUUUGCUAUCCAGAUGCGGCUGCCGUCAGUUCUAAUUCAGCUAUAUUUAGAAUACUAGAGAUUCAAAUACUUGAUGUGAAUGACAACACUCCACAAUUCGUCAAUGCUCCAUAUUCAUUAACAGUCAAUGAGUUAACUCCUGUUGGUCUGACUGUGUUCCGAGGAAUCAGUGCCACAGAUCUCGAUGAAGGACCUAAUAAGCAAAUUUUCUACAGUUUCAGUUCCGGACAGUCUCCUCUUAAUCUUAAUGGCACACAGUACUUCAACUUACCAUCAGAACGAGAGGGUAUAGUAAGUGUGUUGAGUCCCCUAGACUUUGAAAGUAUGUAUGCCGCAGCUCAAGGAGAUGCUUCACAGGUCUACUAUACUAUAAUUGUUACUGCUAGAGAUAAUGCAAGUCCUCAAUCUGCCCAGAGAGCCAACCAAACUACUAUAAAAAUAACAAUUACUGAUGGAGACGACCAAGGUCCAGAAUUUAUUUAUCCAAGUUGUAUCCAAAGUUCACAACCCACCAGCAAGUCGUGUAUCAGGCCAAAGUAUCUGACUUCAGUCACUUCAGGAAACUCUUCUGCUAAAACUUUAGAAUUUCUACCUGACCCUCCAGACUCUGCUAAUCCAUCAACAAAAGUUCUAAUUUUGAUGCAAGACAGAGACACUUUGAACUCGAAUGUGUCUUGUAAGAUUAUUCAAACUGAACCAUCGGGAUAUGAAAGUCAUUUUAGUUCCAGCUAUAUUCCCCAGUACAGUGGUAAACAAAGCCGAUGUGUUGUUGAGAAAGUAGCUAAUAAGCCUUUAUACAGAAGUAAUCUUACAAGCUUGGAGCUAGUUCUUGAGGCAGUUGAACUGUCACCAACAGCGAGGGUGGACUACGCUACAGUAGUUGUGUCUGUUGAGUUGGCUAAUUUAAAUCCACCAAUCAUCACCUACAAUUCAAACACAGGCUACAUCUAUGAGAACUCUCCAGCUGGGGCUAGACCUUUUAUUGAUGCAACAGCCAAUACCACACUUCUCAAGUUAACUUUUACAGACCCUAACAGGUUUUCAUCAGAUCCUCCAGUUCCAUUGACCGUUACAGUAAGACCUGAAACUACAUUUGGUGUUACACAGGACGGAUAUGUUGUAUUAAAUAGUGGAACAUUGGAUUAUGAGAUACAGAAAGCCUAUGUCUAUAGUGUAACAGUGACAUCUAAUGGACUCUCAUCCUCAGAGACACUCACAAUCAACGUAUUAGAUAAUAACGAUAAUGUGCCAGUGAUUCAAAACGAUGAUCCCAUUGUGUAUGUAACUCCAGGAAUCUUCAACAACCCUCUUACUUUAAGAAAGCUAACUGCAACAGACAUAGAUUUUGGACCUCCUUUGUUUUCCCUCCUGCGUGUGUUUCCCGCCACUCUAGAUGUGACGUUUUCUGUGUCUGGAGAUGGAGAAGUGAGUUUGCAAGGUUUAAUCAGGCCCACUGACACAUAUAUUGUUUACAUCAGCGCUUCAGAUCAGGGAACUCCAAAACAAAGUUCUGAUGCUGUUGUUGUGAUUAGUGCUAACAGAGGUACCAGUACUUAGCGUGUACAUGUAUACAUGCAUGUUUAUAUUUUAAAUAGCAAAAGAAUAUCUCGUGUUAUAUUAUAUCAGAAGUCAUUUUAGUUUAAUUAUAUGAUGUAUGUUUCGAGAAAACAUUUAAUUUAUUUAUGCAAA
Molecule: messenger RNA, 2241 nt
Organism: Biomphalaria glabrata
Lineage: Eukaryota; Metazoa; Mollusca; Gastropoda; Planorbidae
Product: cadherin-99C-like
Exons: 16
Coding region: 157-2109 (650 amino acids)
Biological process (GO): homophilic cell-cell adhesion
Cellular component (GO): plasma membrane
Molecular function (GO): calcium ion binding
Source: RefSeq, a predicted model, not a curated record